Messenger RNA from Juglans microcarpa x Juglans regia, 618 nucleotides. RefSeq lists its product as uncharacterized. The coding region runs from base 1 to 618 and encodes 205 amino acids. Lineage: Eukaryota; Viridiplantae; Streptophyta; Magnoliopsida; Fagales; Juglandaceae. The record is from RefSeq and is a predicted model, not a curated record. The transcript has a single exon.
AUGACCCUACAUGGAUUUUCGAGCAAAGUUGUGAGUAGGGAGUUCCCCCUCACACUAAAGGGAGGGGCAAGAGCAUGGUUCGGGUCUCUACUGCCCGGGACCAUCAUCGACUUCACCAAGCUAGCUCGUUUCUUCUUGACACAGGUCAUGGCAAGCCGGAAAAGGAGGCGGCCUGCUACCUACCUCCUAACGGUAAAGCAAAGGGACGAUGAAAGCCUAAAGUUAUACCUAUCUCGGUUCAAUAGAGAGCGCAUGAUGAUAGAUGACCAGGAUGAGAAAAUCACCCUGGCAGCACUGUUGGGGGGAAUCCGGCCUUACAACCCCUUCAUGAUAGAGAUUGCACGAAGGACUCCGUAUCCAUUGAGGGAGUUCAUGGACCGCGCUGACGGAUUUAUAAAUGCUGAAGACAUGCUCCGAGCACUGAUAGCCCCUCGGCGAACUGAACAGGAAAAAGCAAAUAAGAAGGCAGUUGGCCAGAGUAGCGAGGCGAGUUGGGAAAGCAAUAAGAAGAAGGUGCAUGAAACAAAGCGCAAGGAGAAGCAGCCCACGCGUGGGAGGGGCGGACCGCACAUCCACUCCAACCUGGCAGUGGAAACAGAAAAAGAUCCAACCUUGUAG